This is a messenger RNA of Hydractinia symbiolongicarpus, 7889 nucleotides long. RefSeq lists its product as uncharacterized. Bases 231 to 1787 code for a protein of 518 amino acids. Lineage: Eukaryota; Metazoa; Cnidaria; Hydrozoa; Anthoathecata; Hydractiniidae. Gene Ontology annotation, molecular function: RNA lariat debranching enzyme activity. Gene Ontology annotation, biological process: mRNA splicing, via spliceosome. The record is from RefSeq and is a predicted model, not a curated record. Gene Ontology annotation, cellular component: nucleus. The transcript has 3 exons.
UCGAGGGGUUGUCCACCAGUCCGGUUUUUAUAUUUUGCGUAAAAAUCAAAACAGCACCUAUAUUGAAUUAGUAUGCCCGAAGUUAAUGAAAAGAAAUUACCAAUCGCAGUACCGCGGUUUGUGAAUGGCAAAUAUUCGCCAUUGAACCUUUAUAAGGUGGCGUGUGUAGUACGAAAUAAAGUGGUGGACAUUACGAGUGAAAUAUAUAUUGCUUAUCUGUAUUUUCUAUAAUGAAGAUUGCCAUUGAAGGGUGUGCGCACGGCGAAUUGAACAAGAUCUACGAAAGUGUCCAUUACAUCGAGAAGCGUGAAGGCAUAAAAAUCGAUCUCUUAAUCUGCUGCGGUGACUUCCAAUCUGUUCGCAAUCAUGAAGAUAUGAUCAGCAUGGCGGUCCCACCCAAGUACAGGGAGAUGAAAGAUUUCCCAGAUUACUACACUGGCAAGCGAAAAGCCCCUGUGUUAACCCUGUUCAUUGGUGGUAACCACGAAGCCGCCCGAUAUUUAUGGGAACUCCCAUACGGCGGGUGGGUGGCAGAAAAUAUAUUUUACUUAGGCUUUGCUGGGGUUGUAAAUUUUGCAGGGCUAAGAAUUGGAGGUUUAUCUGGCAUCUUUAAACAUAAGGAUUUCUAUAAAGGCCACUUCGAAAUACCGCCUUUUAGCGAAGACACUAAACGCUCCUUCUAUCACGUUCGAAGUUCUGAUGUUGCUAAGCUUAAGUUGUUAGUCGAUGAUCCCUUUGAUAUAUUUCUUAGUCAUGAUUGGCCUAAAAGAAUAUAUCACUAUGGCGAUAGUGAACAGUUGAUUAGGUUCAAACCUUUUUUGAAAGACGAAAUCAAUAGUAAUUCUUUAGGUAGCGAAGCUGCUGAGGAAUUGCUGAAGUCGUUGAAGCCCACCUAUUGGUUCUCUGGACACAUGCAUGCGAAAUUCUCUGCUAUUGUGGAGCAUUCAACUGGAGGAAGAACAAAAUUUUUGGCCUUGGAUAAAUGCUUGCCGAGGCGAAAUUUCCUGCAGAUAAUUGACGUUGAUCAAACUCAACAGGAAGAAAUUCCUAGUCUACGCUACGAUAAACAAUGGGUGUGUGUGUUGCGCGCCACCAAAGACAUUUUUAGCAAAUCCAACAAACAAACUUUUUUAACGGAACUUUCUGAAGAUUAUAAACCCAAUAGCACGAGUAUUGCUGAAGUUGAAGAACUCUGCGAUGGAGACUUCUCCAUUUUACCAUUUUCGAGGUCUGUCGACGGACGGAAUGAACAAACUUCAUUGUUUUGUGAACGAUUUCAACUUUAUAAUCCGUGUUCCACAGAAAGUGCUAUUGUAAACAAUGCUAGUGGUAGCAGCCGUUUUGCUUCGACUAAUCAGCGUAGACUUAGUUUGCCGAAGCCAGUUAAUUUCGAGGAAAGUAAACCGAAACUACAAAGCACCUUAGAUGACGAAGAUGAUUUUAGCGAACUUACAAAUCCGAACAUAUCGUCGAAUCCCGACGAAAUUAACAUCAGCGGCGACGAAACUUCAAGCAGUGACAGUGGCGUAACCAAUGACGACAACAACGAUUGUGACAUGACGAAGGCGUCUUUCAUUGAAACGCCGUAUAAAACGACGGAUGAUUCAACUUCGGUGGAUUGCAAAGAAAGCGGAAUAGCGGAUGUUUCUUCGGGUGAAGGGUGCAGUGAAAGCACUUGUGGUACAGAUGAUAAAGACAGCUGUGGAGAAACUCCAAUCCCGAAAAAAAAGUUUAAAUUAGUCCGUCGAAAUCAGGAGAUCUAUACCCCCUCUGAUGGUAUGGAGUAGCCAACAACUCAACGCUAUGUAUUGAUUAAAACAGCCUCGAAUAGCCACUAAUUUUAACAAGUUUUCUUAUCCGUUUUCCGAGAAAGAUAGAAAUGUCUCUUGCUUGCGCGUAGCCGGGGAGAGAAAAUUUAUUUUCUCACGUCAUAUUGAACACACUCGGUCUACAUCUUUUUGUUACGUGCUAGUUAAACCAUUUGGGCAUGUACCUUGGCUUUCGUAAAGUUUAUAAUUUAGUAUUGACGAUAUAUCGAUUGUUUAACAGCCAGUUUUAUUCUUUUGUAUUUUAACAUAGAUGUUUAUAAGUUUUAACAAUUUUUUACGCUUAACAAAAUAAUAGAGUUAAUAAUAGUAGUCUAGCUAUAUUUAUUUCCACGGAUCCGCCAGUCCUUAAAGUUUCGCCCGUUGUACAAAUCGCCUGAAUCAUUUUAUCCUACAAUUUUGUCCGCCUGUUAGCAUGAAGUAAUAAAACUGCGGAGUUCCGAAGUAAAGCUACAGCGUGACCAUUUUGAACACACAGAAUACGGCUAUUAUUAUCACUACACCAACUUUAACGCCACUGCUUUCAAAAUGGCUGUAUCUCUAUUUCAUAUUUCUUCGUCUGUAAAAAUCUGGUUCUGCGGGGUUUUGCCGGGAUUUUCCGAGAAAGCUGCGCGCAACCAUUUUGAAUACACAGAAUGCAGCUAUUAACAGAUUUCGUGAACCCGUAACUCAAAAUAGCGAAUCGGCUACCGUUUUAAACAAAUUAUAGGUAUUAAUUGCCGCCCUGUAAUGGGCGAAUUUCAGGUUGAUGGGCAUGAAAAACAUUUAAAUGCUAAGCGAGGCCUUGCGUUUCGUGUUAUGCUACCUGAUUACAUGUAAACAAAAUAUAGAUUUUAUUAAGCUCGUAUUUGAAAAAAUUCUAGUAAUUCAUGUAGGGGUAUUUUAUUUUGGUACUGUCUCGUGCAGUCACUUGAGUUUAAUAUUGUCGAAGGACACUGUCAACAGAUGGUAAGAAAGCAGAGAAAAUAGUUUGAUCAUUAAAAUAUCUAUUCUCAGUCGAAUUGUUGUUUUUAAAUGUGCGAGCAUUUUUUAGGUUGUAUGAUAAAGGGGGAAAUUUGGGCUGAAGAAACAUUUGGCGACAAUUGUUGAAUUUGAUAAAAUUCUGCCAAAUUAAAUUCCCAUCGAAAUAAGUUUUAUCCAAAUUCACCAAAUUUUAAAUUGCUGCCAAAAUGAAUCUAAAAAACUUAUUUAUUUCAUUUUACCGUCGUUUUUUAAAGGAUUUUAUAAGAGAUGCUAAAACCAUACCGACCAUAAAGUUAUGUGGUCGGUUGAAUUUAAUAUUCGCUUGAUAAUUACGUAAUUAAGACAGUAUAAGCUACAUGCAGUUGUGGCUUUUUUAUUAACCUUUCGUCCAAAUUUGACAAUGGUAUUUGAUGAUUGUCCAUAUCUUGAUACUUUCAGCUUGAUAUUUGAUUAUCCAUUUCUUUGACUUCCGCUACAAUUAGCUAGCUCUAAUUCUUGUUUGGUUAUCCUUGUUCUAGGUAGCCACAACCAAGCAUAGAUUACAUUGUACAUAUGGUGGUUUUUAGCCUAGAAGGUUGAUUAACAAGUACCUUAGUCCAUGCUCACUGUCUCUGCAGCCACAUAGCUAAUACCUUUUUACCAUCAUCCAACUUUGAUCUUUGUAAAAGUUAAUACCCGUAAGUUGUUCGUACUUGAAACGUUUUAAUAAAGUUAAUAUACCACAGAGAGGACUAGCAGCACCAUUUCAUCACGCUAUUCAAAAGGUAAUAAAAAGCAAAGAAAAGAAAAAACAGAACGUUACACAUUUCUGCCUUUUUCCGUAUGACACAAAUAAUUCUUUGUGAGAAAUUGACCGAGAAACUUGACCGGGCUAUCGAGUCAAACGAAAAUAGAAUAAAAUUUGUCCCUACAAGCGCUUUACUUGUGCCCAGACUGCGCUGUAUGAAAGUCGGUAAUGUUUUUUAAAUGUUUCUUACCUUUUUUCGUUUCUGAACCUCGUGUUUCUUAAAUGAAAAAAGAUUAUGCGGUUUUUUUCACAAACCAUAUAACCGGGGGAGGAAGCAUUCCACCCCUUCCAUACAUUUGUUAGGCUUGAACAUGCGUCAUUAGCAAAUAAGAGUUAUUAAACAAAAAAACCGGCAAUAAAAUUGCUUCGCACUCUUCUUCCUCAAAGACUCUUCUCAUUACAUGUCAGCUUCUCCGACGCUUCCGAGACAAGUACUCACUUGUAAUAGACCCGUCACUUCCUGAAUAUCGAUUCUUAGUAUCCAUUUAAUAGUUUCGCCAAUGAUUAGACUAAGUAUCUCUUCUACUCCGAGAGUCUGUAUUCCCAGAUUAUUUUCGUUGAGAUGGACAAGACUACAUGCAAAAAUACCCCAUGCAAACUUAUCAAUAUACUUACUUAUCAAUAUACGCGCAGAGCCUCUUUCCUUCCUGUUUGCUUUUGUUUGUUACAAGAAUGUUCUAGAAAUUGUCAGCAUCAGAUAGUGCUGACCUUUGUUUCUUUGGCUGAGAUUUUAUAAUAUUCUUAGAAAAUACCAUUAAGAAAUGUUCCGUUAACAGGUUAUUUAUAUAUUCUUGCAAUAAUAAUUUAUUUAUAAUUUUUAUACCUUGACCUUCUGAGCGGUCUGGAGAGUAAUAUCAUUGACGGAGAUCAUACAGAAGCUGUUUUGCAGCCCCUUUAGGAAAUAGAAAUCAAAAAUUAUGAAUAAACAAUCAUGCUUAAAGCUUAAUUGAGUUAAAAAUUGACACGGAUGUUAAUAAUUUAACUUUUUUAAAUUUAAUUAUAAGAUUCUCUUCCAAAUUUAAGCGUUUUAUUUUAGAAAGCCAAGUGAGUCAUAGAGGUCAUCGUUUAUACAGCAUAUUUUGAUAAAAUUCUAUUUGGGAUGUUUUUUCAAAUUUUCUAAACUAUUGGUUUUUUCAGAAUUUUCCAAAUUUGUCAAAUCUGCAAAAUUAAGUACACGUGGAAAAUUAGAAAAUUCAGCAAUUCGUCAAAUUUUAAGCCAGAGUAAGUAGAACGCGAUUUCCUUCCCUUAAAAUAUUUAACUGUCUCCAUCAAUCAUAAAGGAUAUCAAUGUAAGUGUACCUUGUAUGAAUAUUUCAUAACGAAAGUGUAGUUUAUUUUGGUAACAUUUUUACGCCAUUCCUGCAAAUUAAUACCUGUGAAAUUAACCCGUCAAAAUGACUACCAUUAAAAAACAAUGUGCGUUGUUAAAAUAAUAAAAUGAUUUAGUUUUUAAAAAGACAAUAAUGGUACGAACAUGCAAAGAACAGAUGGUAACAACAUUCAACUUGCAUUGUUAUACAUUCUAGCUGUUAAGAUUUAUAUUUUGAAAAUUAUACAAAACAAGAGCGAGACAAUCUUUUUAUUUCCCACAAAAGAUUUAUUCUGUGGGGUUCGAUGAACUCAUUAUAAAUAUUACAAAAUCGCAAAUGAUCAAUUACCUUGACAUCACCUUUAAAAAAUAAAAUAGAUCCUGUGAUUAAGUAUAUUUUGCCUAUAUAGCUUUCAGAGAUACUAAUUCAUUUUCAAUUUCAACCACAACAAAAUUUUUUUUUAAUGUUAAUUUUACUAACAUUGUCAUUAAAUAAUUUUAACCGCCCGCGAAAAAAAAGUUGCGUUCAUAUAAAAGACCGUUGAACGCUAUCUAGGAAUCUUGAUAAAUUCUUUUAAAAAACUUUAUCGGUGAUGAUAAGGAGUUAAAUCAUCAAUGUCCUGCAUAUUCACAUCGAUAUCUGGUGCUGAUAUUAACAGUCUAGCACAUUCAAUAUAUAUAUCAACCACGACACGCAUAAUGUAAAAGUGUUUCAUUGAAAAUGUUUCGUACAUUCACAUCAAUGUGGUACCAACAACAACAACUUCACACAUUCAAUAUGGCCACCACAAGAUGCAUCAUGUAAUGGUGUGUUUUUAUUACUGUUAACAUUGUUAAUAUUUGUCACGUCAUGACUAAUUAAAACUUUUAAACCAUCAUGAUGACCAUCACCUGCACAGGCGUGAUAUGCAUUCCAGUUGUUUUUAUUUACAUCAUUCACAUCACUACCAGCAUCAAUUGAACAUUUUACUAUUGAUGGUCUGUUGUACCAUGCAGCUUCCAUAAGCAGUGUAGCUACUUCCACAACCGUCCAUCAUUUCAACGAUAUCUGGAUCAUCAAUAAGAAUUGAUUGAAAUUUCUUGGGAUCACCUUUUUUAAUAAUUUCAACAAUUUCUAAACACGAAUUAUAUAAAUACAAACAGUAAUUCGGAAUAAUUCGAAAUAAGAAUGAAAUAAAUAAAAAAUAGAUAUAGAAUACUGAGUGUCGCAUUAUGCGUAUUCCUACAUUUUAUGCUUACCAUUCGAUAGCAAAGGAAAAGUAAAAACAAGUUAUCCAUCCGAAGAAAAGUCAUUAAGUAUAACUUAUCCGGCGAUCAUUGCCGAACAUUUUUUCCCUUACUUUUAAAAAAUCAUGUCGUUUUUCCUGCAGCAUGUAUCUUGGGCGUUUUUGACUUAUAGGCAAUGGCACGUUUUAGUUUUUGUCAAAAUUGUAAGUAUUUAAAACGACAUACCAAAAUUGAUGUGAUAUAAAACCUUGAUCUUUAUGUUAGUACUGUUUUUUGUUCAAAUCAACAAAAUUUAGAUUUCUUUGUGAUCUAAAAAAAUGGAUAAAGCUGGACUGCUCUGGAUAAAAAAGACAUGCCGAACAUUACGGUCACAAUAUUUUUUUUAAUACCUUUGUUAAAAUUUGCCUAAAUAUUAAAACUUAAACUUGAACUUAAAGCAUGGUACACAAGAACGAACAACGCGGAAAGUGAGAAUCAAAACGUCAUUUUGUGUCAUGUGAAAUAAACUGUCGCGGGGCAAGUGGGUAAUUAUUUCGUAUUUUAACACUUGUGUACAACUCUUUCUCCAAAUUGUUGGAUAAACUAAAGUUUAUCAUAUCUAAUAUUCGAAUUUUUAUAAUUUUUCCUACAGCCUAUUUUGCACUCAAUUGCGCUUUUGUAAAAGUAUUAAUCGAAGGCGUGUUGUUUUAAACUGGUUUGUUUUCUUCUUACUUUUUAAAAGUCUUUUCGCGAUUUGUAAGACUACGAGUUAGUAUAAUGAUACAGGGUUCAAAUAAAACAGCAAAAAUUGCUUUUUUUUCUCUUUUUGAACGGAUGUUGAACAAGUUUUGACAAACUAACAAGAAGAAGAACGAAACAUUUAAUAUACAUUACAACAGGUGAAUUAUACACUUUGGUUUAAAAGUAUAUACGUGGAAAAGUUGAAGGAUAUAUAUAUAUAUAUAUAAAUUUUUUUGCUACAGAAUUCUUCGAGUAUACUUAAAAGACAUUGUAUUUUUGGAAUAUCAAUCCAUACUCUUUUGUCCCAGAAAAUUAAUUAUUCUUUAUUUACCUGGGUAAGUUCAUGUAGGCAAAAUAAUUAUUUCCAAAUUAUUUAUUUUAUAUCUCUAUAAUAAUAGCCGUCGUCUGUCUGUCUCUGCGCGGACUCCCGCCAAGUUAGAAAAUGAUGUUACGGAAACACGAAUAUCAAAUGCGAUAUAUUUUUAUCCACUUUGUGGCGGCGGGUAAAUAAAAAGGACAGACGAACCCGUGGAUUUUUCCACCGGCAACGACUAGUCUAUUUAAUAAAAGCCGUAUCGGUGUGUUCAAAAUGGUUGUUGGCAGCUGCAUUCCGGAUCUCCCGCAGAGUUGAUAAUUUGCUAAUUUGCUGCCGUGGAUUUUUUCACGGAUUUAACGACUUGUCUCUUUAAUAAUAGCCGUAUUCAUUUAAAAAUGGCUGCACUGCUUCUUUUUUUCGGAAAACCCACAGCGCAGCAGCUGUAUUUGAGACUCCCUGCAGAACCUCAUUACUGACUAUGUGAUCAAUCACAAGCCAAAUGUUUAUGAAUAUCCAACUAUGAAGUUUUUGGCGGCUCCGACAUUCUGACAAAGGAAUCUAAGCUAGCGUGACGGCGGUCAAUUUGAAUGCUGUGGCGUUAGGACUGGUUGGUCUGUUUUUUGGUGAUCUUUUUAUACCUGUAUUUGUAAUACUUAUAAUAUUUGAGUUUUAUACGUUAACAUAUUAGGAAAAAUAUAUUGUAACGUUUUCUAACCAUAUAUAAAUCUUAUUAAAAACCUA